This is a messenger RNA of Lodderomyces orthopsilosis Co 90-125, 2118 nucleotides long. RefSeq names its product DNA-binding transcription factor (gene CRZ1). Gene Ontology annotation, biological process: regulation of transcription by RNA polymerase II. Gene Ontology annotation, cellular component: nucleus. Bases 1 to 2118 code for a protein of 705 amino acids. Gene Ontology annotation, molecular function: RNA polymerase II cis-regulatory region sequence-specific DNA binding; DNA-binding transcription factor activity, RNA polymerase II-specific. The transcript has a single exon. The record is from RefSeq and is a predicted model, not a curated record. Lineage: Eukaryota; Fungi; Ascomycota; Pichiomycetes; Serinales; Debaryomycetaceae.
AUGUCAUACAACCCACAUUCACGAAGAGAUGAUGAGGUCUACCACCAGCUACAUACAUCUCCUCAGGAGUUUGAUAUCAAUAAUUUCCAGCUAGAUAAUGAUAUGCUACAACAGAAUGCGAUGGAUAUCCAGGAUUACCAACAAAGGAAUUUUCAAAAUGCAGGUGCUAAUUAUCAGCAAUACCAGGAUAUUCCGGAAUCCAACGUCAAAGAAGCCUACUCGGAAAUUACCUAUCAAGCCUAUGACAAUCAAAGCAAUAUCCAAGUAUCGUACGACUAUGCUGAGCUAGAUCAACUGGGAAGACAGUAUACUGAAAAUGUCAAUACAGGCAAUGGGUUAUCAUUGAAUACUCAGAACUUACCACAAUUUACUGACAACGACUUUUUAUCACCAUCCUCGCAAAUUAGCCAUCUUUCACCUGUGAACAGGACAAGCAGUAAUCCACAAAACGAUUUUCUACAGGUACAACAAAAUCAAAUGGAUAGCAACUUUCUUAAUCCAAAUUCACCUGGUCAUUUUUCAUCACAAUCUUUGUAUUCAGACAAUUCAUCUCAGCCGGCUUCACCAUAUCUUGAUGCAGCAUCACAUUUCAGUAAUGCCAAUUUGGCGCCUCCUCAAGUUCCUGGACCAGCAUUUUCUGAUGUUGGUUCUGUACAUGGAGGAAAUUCAUCUACAAACUUAGCUCAAAAUCAUUUUGAUACCCGUAAUAAUAAUGAUUACCUAAACACAGAUAUAGCUUUCGGGGAGUCAAUUAGCUCAACGAAUUUGCCCACAAUGUCAUCCUCCAAUGCUUGGCAGCAGACAAUAGAAGCCGAUCUUCAAAAAGAAGAGUAUAAUGGAUUAGAAUUUGGCGCUGGAAUGGAGUAUCCUCGUGAGUUCCAAAUGGAUUCGCAGCCGUUUGUACAAAAAGGUUCACAAACUUUUGAGGAAAACCUCCAACUUAACAACGUCAAUACGCAACCCGAAACCGAUCCUCAUCAUUUUACUUUCCGUAGUCCACAAAUGGACUUUGAUCUUGACAUCAAGGUUACUCCUCCAGAACAUUCGGGAGAGUCAAAGAUGCAAGAAGACCCUAAAGGAGAUGACGAAGCCAAUACAAAGCAAAUGCUUACCGAAAACAACUUGUCUACGUAUAAUAAUCAAAUAAAGGAGGAGAUAGAUGGACAAGGUGCAACUGUGCAUAAAGACUCAUCGGGUAUUGUAAUAUCGAUACACCAAGCGCCCGAAGUCAUGGCAGCAAGGACUCCAUCUUUGUUUAGCAACUCUUCCGCAAAUUCAUCAUUAAACUUGUCAAGGACGAAUAGCAGAAAUGAAAGUGAUUCAAAGAACGAGAAAAAGAGUAGUUCAAGUCUUGUGCCGAAUUCACAAAUCAUCCCCUCAUCACCAAAUUCUGCCAGUGGCGAAGAAAGCUCCAAGGAUUUAUUAAAUCCAGAAUACCAAUCAAUCAAACGUGGAAGGAGAAAGAGUCAUGCGUCGAAAGCAUCCAAUAGUCUAUCUCCUAGACCUCGAUCGAAAUCUCCCGCUUCAACAAGGAGCAUAAGUGGUGACAAUGAUGGCAGCGAUGAGGAUGACAAUGAAGACAAUGAGAGCUCCUCGCAAGUCUCCUCGCGUGAAAAAAUGUUAGAACUAGCACUGCCGAAUCAAUCCUCAAAACGUACACAGAAGCACCCCAGUGUCUAUGCUUGUCAUUUAUGUGAUAAACGUUUUACUAGGCCCUACAAUUUGAAAUCACAUUUGCGUACACAUACAGAUGAAAGGCCAUUCAUUUGUAGUCAAUGUGGUAAAGCAUUUGCUAGGCAACAUGAUCGGAAACGACAUGAAGAUUUACAUUCUGGUGAAAAGAAGUACCAAUGUAAGGGGAUGUUGAAGAAUGGUCAACCAUAUGGAUGUGGUAGAAAAUUUGCUCGUGCUGAUGCAUUAAGACGACACUUUCAAACUGAAGCUGGUAAAGAGUGUAUACGACUUUUGAUUGAAGAAGAAGAGGAAGAAAAAAGGAAUGGAGGAGUACCGUCUUCUGUUGAUACGACAGGAAGUAAUGGUAAUGAUUUCUUGAGUCCUGAUUCAUCCUCCACCGGACGUGGGUCGGUUCCCCAAGUCGCAAUAUCUCCACCUGAGUAG